CGUCGUUACUGUGGAAUCUGAGCGUUUCUGAGCCGAUUCCUCGAUCCUUUGGUAAACGUCCGGAAAUAUAUCCGCGAUCCUUUGGUUCAACAUCCUGAAUGGAUGAAGUUUGAAAAGUAAGGAAGUUAGGCCAUGUCCUCAGCUCACACGGCUCAGUAACUAAGAGACCAGAUAGUUUUUCAUCCAGCAUCACCUGGAUUGCGAUGUUGGGGUCUCAUCUCCCGUAAUGUAUCGGUACAGAUGCACUAAACGUUAUAAAGAAGCGUUUAAAACGACAUAUGAAAAACGUUACGAAAUUAGUUAGCGAUUUAAGGACAUAUGCAAUAAUUUUAAAACAUUUGAAACGAUAAAUCAGAUGUCAUUUGGAAUUAAUUGACUCGUGUUUAAAAAAAAGCCUAACCGUUCUAACCGUUUCCUCGUAGAUGUACAUACAGCACGUGCAAUUGUGAAGUGAAACAUACGCACUACCACCGAUUUAUCUGCAUUCUAGGUAAAAGAAAGGAUGUCAAGAGAAAGAAAGCAAACUAGUUCAAUGUUCAGGGAGAGCUCCACCUCAGUUCUCCCUUUCUAUCGGUGUUAAUGAAGUGCGUUAAUUAAUUCAAUUUGCAUCAUUUAUGGUAUUAUUCUUUACCGAUAAUAGUGCAAUGGGGACGGGGUGCAACGUUUUGGUAAUAGCUUUUUUUUGCACACCACUAACAAUGAUCAAAGUACAAAACAAUUUGUUACUACUUUCGUAAUCAGACUGUGAAUGUUUUAUCCAACAACUUUAGCUAUUUUACGCUAUUACUAAUCCUUUUGGCAAGAAAGCAGGUUCUGCUGGAGAUAAGCACGCACGGCUACACAACCUACCAUCUCGGGUCGUGUAAUUUUGGCCAACGAAAAAUUCCACUCCACCAAGGAUGAUUUUACCCGAUAUCUCCGAAAACUGGUUCCGUUUCGGUUCGGUACCGUUUGCUUCCUGUCCUGUGUAUUCUUUCUACGAUGGGAAAUGGGAAUGGACAUAUUUUGCACAAACGUGACGCAUUUUACUUCCGGACCACAUUACGAGGACGCAAUUAAAUCGAAUCGUAAAACAAUGGGGUCAAUGGAAAACAAAAAAUCCUUAACCCAUGGGGGUGAGAUCCACCUUGCUUGCAGUUCGUCUGACUUUGUAACGCGGACGGAUGGCAACAACAGUCAAAUCAAACAUCAUCAUUGACAAUUUAAAAAAAAAGAAUCCAUGCCAUGGAAGAAAAGGUAAAAAAAACAGCCUCAACACAGCCUGGGUCACCAUCGGUACAAAUCGAGGUCAUCGAAAUCGGAUCUAGCUCAAUGUACCUGUUGAACCGAUACGAAUGCGAAGGUCAAGAAUGAAGGGACCGGGGGCAGAUAAUAAUGCAACAUAAUGGGUGGGAAGUGAUUGGUCAUUUUCAAUGUACACACAACAAACUCACACACGCGGACACAACACUCAAUUCACCGAUAAUGCAUUCAUACAUAUUCCACGAGGAAUCGGUAUUCGAUAGAACCUUUAUUAGCACCUUCACGCACGACACCGACGCACAGCCUAUUGUCAAAGAGCGCCACAAGCUACAUAGUCUUAUCGGUCAUGGUGCAGCCAUCGGGACCGACAUGUGCGAUUUGUUUGGGGCGGGAGGAAAUAAACACAACACAAGAACCGACUUUUGCUACGCGGUGUGGCCGUUAGAACCUUUUUUUUUGGCAGGGAGGAAAAUUGCGACGAGUGUAAAUUUGAUUCACUGCACCCAUGGCACUCGAUGCCGCCAUUCGACAGGAAACAAAAAGAAAUUCCUCGACAAGCGCACACAGGCAGGUGUGUGAUGGUGUUGGCAAUAAUAAAAAAUACCAACCACGCCAAGAAUAACGCAUAAACCAGCAGAAUUACCCCAACGCCACGAACGCCACAAAACCUAACCUCCGAACCACCAUCGUGGCCUUCGAUGGUGCUGAAGCAGGAAAGUUGAAGGAGAGUUGGGAACCAAUAUAAAUAGGGAACAACUGGCUAAAGGGGUUUAAUCAGUGUACGACUUUACGGUUCUACGGUUGUACGGUUCUAACUCUGUCUCUGUGGAUCGUCACAGCUCACACAAAUAAGAACGCUUGUUGGAAACGAUCCUGUGGUACGGCUGUGGAUUUUUUCAGUUCGGAUAGAAUAAACACCAUGUUGGGGUCAGAUUUGCUGUGUGUGUUAGCGAUAGGUUGGCUCGCUGUUGGACAUUCGCAUGCGAAUGUUAUUCUGUACGACGAGACCGUGGACAACAGUAUUGCUGGAUCGAGCGAUUUCAUAGACUUAUCCCAUCUCGGACCCGACCUGUACGGUGAACCAGAUGAAGAGGUGGGCAAAUUGGUGGCCAACUACGAUCCGGCCACCGAUAGCAGAAAUGUGGAGGAGCUCGGUUCGUACGUCCAGGGAGAUAUACUGAUCAAUCGUCCAGGUGGACGGAACGGUAUUUCGAAUAACGCUGCCCGUUGGCCGAAGGGUGUGGUACCGUUUGUGAUUUCGGGAAACUUUGACGCUAAGGGUAUGCAGCUGAUCGAGCAGGCCAUCAAUGAGUAUCAUCAGAAAACGUGCAUCCGCUUCGUCCCUCGAAUGGGUGAAACCAACUACGUGUCAUUCGAAAGCUCGGACAGUGGCUGCUGGUCAAGUGUGGGCAUGAUCGGAGGCAAGCAGCCAGUCAAUCUGCAGAUUCCCGGCUGCACCACACUCGUCGGUACCGUCAUGCACGAGAUGAUGCAUGCGCUCGGAUUUCUGCAUGAACAGAACCGGGAAGAUCGCGACAGUUGGGUCGCGAUACGGUACGAGAACAUCAAGCCAGGAACGAAAAAUAAUUUCGAAAAGGCAAAGAAGGGUUCCACUAACAGUUUCGGCGUGUCGUACGAUUACGGCAGCAUUAUGCAUUACUCCUCGAAUGCUUUCUCCACCAACGGCAGGGCCACCAUCGAGGCGAAGCUCGCCGGUGGUAGCCAAAUGGGCCAACGAAGUAAGUUCUCCAGCAGCGAUCUUGCCAAACUGAACGCUAUGUAUGGAUGCAGGGGAGGUUCUUCAACGGCUGGCAGCAGCACGGGUGCGUCUAAUGGGUCACAGACGCAAAGACCCAGCCGACCAACGCGUCCUUCCAAACCGGCAAGCAACCAUCGUCCCGGAGCACAGAUUGCCGGUGCAAUUGUGAACCUGAUUGGGGGUAUCUUUGGCGAGGAAGAUUCUAACGCUACUGCCAACGCAAUGGAUGCAAUCCGGCGAUGAAAACGAUAAGGAAACUCCGAUAGAAUCGUGAACGUCGCUUAGCGGAAAUCAUGCCAAACUGUCUACCUCAUUUCAUGAGCGAUCGCGAACAAAAACGGUGUUUGUCGUACUACAUAUGUUUUCCUUUCAUUAAUAAAGCUACUCGAUAUCUCUCAUACACGCUCUCGCUAACCGCCUUGUAUGCUUUAGAAUGGGGUUAAUUUGAAGUUUUCUGUACAUCUGUCGCUAUUCUUUUUGUUUCCACAC
Messenger RNA from Anopheles funestus (African malaria mosquito), 3490 nucleotides. RefSeq names its product hatching enzyme 1.2. Gene Ontology annotation, biological process: proteolysis. The record is from RefSeq and is a predicted model, not a curated record. The transcript has 3 exons. Lineage: Eukaryota; Metazoa; Arthropoda; Insecta; Diptera; Culicidae. Bases 2162 to 3244 code for a protein of 360 amino acids. Gene Ontology annotation, molecular function: metalloendopeptidase activity; zinc ion binding.